Molecule: messenger RNA, 2808 nt
Organism: Panicum hallii
Lineage: Eukaryota; Viridiplantae; Streptophyta; Magnoliopsida; Poales; Poaceae
Product: pentatricopeptide repeat-containing protein At1g71490
Exons: 2
Coding region: 28-2121 (697 amino acids)
Biological process (GO): RNA modification
Molecular function (GO): RNA binding; protein binding
Source: RefSeq, a predicted model, not a curated record
UCGAUACCAAGUUCAAAACCUCCGGUGAUGUCCUCCGCGGCGGCGCUGUCACCACGGCCGCCGCCGCCGAAUCCUAGCGCCGCCGACCGCGACGGCUCUGUCAAUUCCCUCCUCGCCUCCCUCUCCGACCCGUCCGCCAUCCGCCUCCUCCCCGCCCCGCUCCUUGCCUUCUCCCGCCUCCGCCUCCUCCUGCCGCCCGCCGCCGCCGCUACCCACCUCCUCCUCCGCCCCAUCGCCUCCCUCCUCCACCUCCACCGCCCCGACCUCCGCCUCGGCAUCCAGCUCCACGCGCUCUCCCUCUCCCUCUGCCUCUCCCGCCACCCGCUCCUCCUGCCCAGCCUCGUCUCCUUCUACUCCUACCACCCCUCCCUCCUCCCGGCCGCCUCCUCCCUCGCCGCCGGUUCCACGUGCCCCCAUCCCUACAAUGUCCUCAUCUCCACCUGCCUCAGCCACAGACUCCCGUGCUACGCGCUCGCCGCGUACCAGGAGAUGGUGGGCAAGGACGCCGUGGCCCCGGACGCCUUCACGUACCCCUCCGUGCUCCGCGCCUGCGCCGAGGCCGGGGACCUCGCGCUCGGCCGGGCGGUGCACGUGCGUGCUGCGGACGCCGGCAUGGACGGGCACCUGUUUUUCCAGAACGCGCUGGUGUCCAUGUACGCUAAGUGCGGGGACCUUGUCGCCGCGCGCAGGGUGUUCGACGGAAUGGGACACAGGGAUGUGGUAUCGUGGAACUCGAUGAUCUCUGGCUAUGCUGCAUCUGGGCUGUGGAGAGAGGCGGUGGAGCUGUUUAACCGGAUGCGGGCUGAAGGUGCAGAGGUGAACUCGGUGACAUGGAACACGAUUGCCGGCGGUUACAUUCAGAUGCGUGAUUAUAAGGCGGCAAUUGGGUUGAUCCGUGAUAUGGUAAGAGGUGGUGCUGGGGUCGACUUUGUGACUCUGGUGAUUGGAUCGAGUGCUUGCUCACGGGCAGGAUGGUUGAGGCUUGGUAAGGAGAUACAUGGGUUGGCAGUACGCAUGCACUGCGACGGAAUCGAGAGCGUGAGCAAUGCGGUGAUCACGAUGUAUGCCAGGUGCAAGGAUAUGGAGCGUGCUCUCAUGCUGUUCAAAAUGCUGAGGUGCCCAGGCCUGGUGACUUGGAAUACAAUGAUAGCUGGUUUUGCUUUGUCGGAUGAUGCAGAAGAGGCUUCUAAGCUUUUCCGUGAAAUGGUAUGCAGUGAUGUGGAGCCUAACUAUGUUACUGUUGUCACCUACCUUGCACUCUGUGCUCGUGUUGCUAAUCUGCAACAUGGGCGGGAGCUUCACACGCACAUCGUUAAGCAUGGGUUCAAAGGGUAUCGCUUGUUGUGGAACUCUCUUAUAGAUAUGUACUCCAAGUCAGGGAGGCUCUCGGUGGCACAAAAUGUCUUUGAUACCAUGGAUGACCGUGAUAUGAUAUCUUACACUUCAAUGAUCGCAGGAUAUGGAAUGCAAGGAAAAGGGACAGUUUCCCUCCGUCUUUUCAACCAGAUGAUUGACAGUGGGAUCGUGCCAGAUGCCAUCAUCAUGGUUACUGUACUCUCUGCUUGUAGCCACUCUGGGCUUGUGGAUGAAGGAGAAGAGCUUUUUGGCAAGAUGGUCAAUUCAUUUGGUAUAAAGCCCCAGAUGGAGCACUAUUCUUGCAUGGUUGAUCUAUAUGCACGUGCCGGAUUAUUGGAAAAGGCAGAGGAAUUGCUUAAUCAGACUCCCUUCCCUCCAACAUCCACAAUGUGGGCAGCAUUAGUGGGAGCUUGCCAUGAGCGAGGUAACAUAAUAAUUGGUGAAAGAUCAGCAAGGAGGCUCUUGGAGAUGAAGACAGAGAAUGCUGGGCACUAUGUUCUGAUUGCCAACAUGUAUGCAGCUGCAAGUUGCUGGAAUGAGCUAGCGACAGUCAGAAAACUGAUGAGAGACCUGGGUGUUACAAAAGCACCUGGGCUAGCAUGGGCCGAUCUUGGUAAUGGGUUUACCCCCUUUCUUGUUGGGGAUAGGUCCAACCCGCUAGCUCCAGAAAUCUACGAGGUUUUGGAUGAACUAACUGAACAAAUGAGGAAUUUGGAUGAUUGCAGUGAUCUGGACAUAUUAUCCACAGAGGAACUCAUGGAGUAAACUGGUUAUUGCAGGACAAGAAGGAAAGGUUCCUGCUUUGGUGUGAAAUGGAGUUCAUUAAUAAACUCUAGAAUGAGAUUUCACCAUAAAGCAUGGGGAUUAAGGGGAAGCAAAAAAGAUGUCCUUAAGAAGAAGCUCAUGCAAGUGCUACUGCGCUAGAAGGUGGACUGCUCAACGUACACGCAAACACCAAGCAACACAGAUUUUUAACCAUCACAUUUAUUGCCGUGAUUGACCUUGCGUUUCAAACCAUCACACCUAUUCCCUUGAUUGGCAAAUGCAAAGCAGUCAAAGUUCCUUCAUGAGAGUGUUACUUUAUUAGCAAGUGAUGGUUGUACAUAUCACUCACACCACACGUAUAAUGCACCAAUGAAGUUACAGCCUAAUUGCCUCCCUUUGAUUACCUGUAAACCAUGGUUACCCUUUUCUGGCAACCAUCAUAAACACCAAGCUUCCCUUGAUCAGAGCUUGCUAGUUUGCUUCCAACCUGGGUGGCUGGAGCCUGGCUUACAUAACUAUCCCCUGGAAUCGGAGGUGGCGAUUCUGGAGUGUGUCAGUCGAAGGCAUCAAAUCAUCAAAUGCUCUAGAAGCCUGAACCUUUCAGUAUUUACAUGUGAUGCAUUUCAAUACAGGGAAGUGGGCAGAGGGGUUGGCAUUACGGUGACACGUGGGAUUACCUAGAAGCCA